This is a messenger RNA of Penicillium soppii, 1653 nucleotides long. Its product is annotated as Zn(II)2Cys6 transcription factor. The transcript is spliced from 6 exons. Lineage: Eukaryota; Fungi; Ascomycota; Eurotiomycetes; Eurotiales; Aspergillaceae. Bases 1 to 1653 code for a protein of 550 amino acids. Gene Ontology annotation, cellular component: nucleus. The record is from RefSeq and is a predicted model, not a curated record. Gene Ontology annotation, biological process: DNA-templated transcription; regulation of DNA-templated transcription. Gene Ontology annotation, molecular function: DNA binding; DNA-binding transcription factor activity, RNA polymerase II-specific; zinc ion binding.
AUGUCGGGUUCACGACAGCAACCAGGGCUAGCCUGUGAGGAAUGUCGAAAAAAGAAGCUUCGAUGUGACAGACGUCGUCCUCAGUGUGAUCAAUGUGAGGACGCCGGCACAGCAUGUUAUGUGAACCAAGUUCGCUCGCCGCGGGGUCCAAAGAAGGGCCACCUCAAGGCCCUACGUAACCGCAUUGCCACACUUGAAAGUAUCAUCAAAUGUGACAAAUCGAACCUCUGUUCUAAAGAGACAUUGGAGCUAAGCGAGAGAUGCGUACCCGAAAAUGAGACGCGGCAGAUUCUAAGCGCGCCUCAAGGAUAUGCUCUUAACGCGUCAGUAUCUGAACACUAUUCUGUGUCAAAUUCUUUCAAGGAGUCUUUCGCAAACGCACCCAUCACACCACCUGACCAAGAGAGCGCCGAUAUCAUCGAAGCAGAUCUUGACCAGCUUUACUUCGACAGGGUCCACCCUGUCGCACCUAUACUCCACCAGGGCCGGUACUUCUUCUGGGCGCAAAAAUGCUACAAGUCAGACCCACAAAUAUGCCUACAGCUUGCGAUGUGGGCCCUGGCAGCAGCCUCAUCGCCACAUUUACAACACAUUCGGGUAUCGCUGUACAGGCGCGCACGGUCUAAACUUGAGGCCCUCGAUAGCAAUAUCGAGUCUACUGAUGCAGCCUCCCUGCAAGCAGCGCAAGCCUGGCUUCUUAUCACCAAUUAUGAAUUUCGCUACAUGGGAUACUGUCGAGCUUGGCUGACUGCAGGUCGCGCGUUCCGGAUCAUCCAAUUGGCUAAGCUGCAUGAGAUGGACCGGCUUAACGACGUUGGCUUGAAUAUUACUAUGCCGGAAAUAUGGGCAGAGGCGGAGGAGAAGCGACGCACGUACUGGUUAGCGUAUUGCUUGGAUAGGCUUCUUAAUAUAUCUGAGGAGUGGCCGCUGAGUCUGCAGGAGGAAGCUGUAGGCACUGCCGCCAUCGCCACGAACCUGCAACUCAGGACAAAAAAUGCUUCCCCCUUCGCCGAGACGAUCGUCCUGACGACUCUUUGCUGGCACAGCGUCGCCUUCCAGCGCACCGCAGCUGAUGAUCACACAUUUCCAAAUGCAUCCUCCGACAUCUGGAAGCAGCAUACCCGACUUUACCAGGCUGUCCAACAGCGGCUCAUGCUGCUGUCCCUUCCGGCGUCCUCGCCGGAACUGAAUGACCCCAUGCGCCUCUUCACGAACAUGUUAGCAAAUUCAGCAGUCAUCUGGUUCCACAAUAUGCUUGAAUCUCUACAGACCGACCUUGACGAACAGAUGCUGCUCUUUCCUCUCUAUUCGGCAUAUGAGAUAGUCAGAUUAGCCAAACCGCUCACACGGUGCAGUUAUUUCAAAGCACACCCGUUCUCUCCAAUGCUAUUGUUUCUGUCGGCAAAAUUCCUCAAGGCCCACGCCGAGUGCCCCUGUGUAUCGGAGGAUAAACAGCAAAGACUCGAGGAACUCAAAAAAGCGUUGCGAGUUCUACAGGGCGGGAACAAUCUGGCCAUGAACUACGUCGAGCUUCUGGAGUCGGACUGUUUUCACAAGCUGUGCAAUCUAUCGCCGCUUCAGGGGUCAGUCAUGCCAAAUGUUGCAGAGCAAUCGGAGCCGUCGUUUUUCUUGGAUAUUAUGAAUCUGUUCUGA